Messenger RNA from Gymnogyps californianus (California condor), 2924 nucleotides. It is a transcript of the gene CFAP221, whose product is annotated as cilia and flagella associated protein 221. NCBI's taxonomy places the organism in Eukaryota, Metazoa, Chordata, Aves, Accipitriformes, Cathartidae. Gene Ontology annotation, biological process: cilium movement; cilium assembly. The coding region runs from base 1 to 2610 and encodes 869 amino acids. Gene Ontology annotation, cellular component: cilium. The record is from RefSeq and is a predicted model, not a curated record. The transcript has 24 exons.
AUGGAGGUGGUUCAAUCGGCCUCCACAGAAAUCACAAUCGCUAAGAAAUCCUUCAAGAAAAUACCCAGUGUCCUUCUGGGCAGCCUAGUGGAGGAACCUAAAAAAAGAGAUGCUGUCCCCAAUCACCUGCUAGAAUCAAAGAUUUAUUCAGAACUUCAGAGGAGCAAGAUUAUACAGGCUGAGCCUGCUGUGUUACACUAUGGAGGGUAUGAAGUUGGAAAACAUCACCAACAGAUGCUGAAGCUGAUAAAUAUUUCUGGUGAUGUAAUAAACCUUCACAUAAUACCACCCCAGACUAAGUAUUUUCAGAUCAAAUACAACAAAACUCACCGGCUUGUCCCUGGCUUGUCAUAUGUGGUUACUGUUGAUUUUUGUCCUGAUGAGUGGCGGUAUUACUAUGACUGCAUCCGAAUUCACUGUCAGGGAGAAGAUACAUUAGUCGUUCCUGUGCAUGCUUACCCUGCUGUGAAUGUUGUAGAAUUUCCAUCAUUUAUAAAUUUGUCUGAUGUAUCAGUUGGCAAGAGUAAGGAGUAUGUUAUCCCGUUGCAGUGCAGCUGUCCAAUAGAUUUUGAAUUCCACAUUGAUUUUAUUCAGCCUCACAGAGCCUUCACUGUCCAGCCAACAUUUGGAAUCAUUCCAGGCAAUGGGAAAGUGGAAGUAACUGUGAAAUAUUCCCCACUUGAGUAUGGAACAGCACAAAUGACAAUGCAGUUAUGGAUUUCACAGUUUCACUCAAAACCCUAUGUAUGUGUAUUCACAGGAACAUCAACACCACAUCUGGGUCUAAUAAAAGACCAUUUUGACAAACAACGAAGUCGUCCAGAGAAAAAAGCUGCAUCUGCAGGAAAAUCCGUGGUGUGGAGAAGAGACCAAUUCAGCCAACCACGAUCGAGGCCUAGUCAAAAAGUAAAGGAAAUUGAAUACCAGAACCUCAGAUUCCCGACAGACUUGUCAAAUCCAUAUGCUGUAGCUACUGUUUUGAAUCAGGAACCAGGCAAAUUGAAGAUUAAGGACUUGAAAGAAGCCCUUUGCCAAGGCAGUGAAGGGAUAAAAACAAGACAGAUGAAGGAAGACCUAUUUCAACUUAAAGUCAAGCAAAAUAUUCAGGAAGAGGAAGCAAAUCAUCUGAAGUGGCAAGUUCAUAAAGGCAAAGAUCCAAUCUCUGUGGAAUUUAAAAAAGAGAUUAUUGAAAACCGACAGAGGGAAGAAGAGCAAUACAAGAUCCAAAGAGGAGAUCCUAUCAUAGAACAGGAGUUUCAAAGGAACAAGGUAGAAGUUUCUUUCAGACGUGUUAUCCGGCCUGUUGACCAGCAUCCAAGUGUCCAUCCCACAUUUGACUUGCUCCGUAAUGACCCUUGGGACAACAGAAACAGGAUGUUGAGGAAAUUCCAACAAGCAGCAUACAAGAUUGUCAUUCAGAUUCGGCUAAAUCGUUUACUGCUUCUGUUCCGUGGGCUAACCAGAGAAGCCAGAGGUUUGGAGGAAGGCUCUGUGUCUGAAAGCAGGAGUUUCAGCAAACCAGAGAAGAGUGAAGAAUGUAAGGGCUUUUCUUCCAGCAUAUCUGAAGAUCGUGUAUUGCCUUUUGAAUUCCCCUUUUACAGUUCCCAUGAAUUGCACCGUGAUUUGGCGCCUGAUGCUCUUGGCCUAGUUCCUAUCGAAUCUGUAGAUGUGAAAGUCAGACACAUUCUUCCUUUUUAUGACCUGAAGGUUCCUCAGCAUUUCAGCAUUAUGAAGUAUCAGCCAUUUUGUACACACUAUGCAGCCACAAGUUACAAAUCUCGAAAACUCUCCCGACCACUGAGGCAGGGAGCCCAGGAUGAGUUGAUUCAGGUAGUUGCUUCUCCUGAGGGGCAGCUUAACCUGGUCUCCCAGAGGACGGAUUUUCACAAAUCAUCCCCUGAAGAAGUAGCAGAAAGGGAUAUCAGCCUCUUAAAACUGGUUCCUCCCCAAGCUUUAGUCUACCCUGCAGAGAGCAGCCCACUUCGCAUUUUUAACCCCACUCCAGGAUUAGUUCCAUUUUUACUUCCUUUGGCCUAUUCUGAAACAAACAUUGAAUAUCACCUUUGUCCUCAUCCAAAAUAUACCUUUACCAAGGAAUGCCCGAAAGGAUCCAGUAUUCCAGUCACACAAAAGAAAUUUCUGCAUCACAAGGAAGUGAUUUGUGGAGUAAUGGAAUGGAGAAGAUUCUUGCCAGUGGUGUAUUCCACUUUUUCUAACACUCCCACAUUGACAAGUACAACACCUAGGGAUCCUUACAGUUUAGAUAUGCUUCCAAGAGAUGUACCACCAAUGCUGUAUGACUUACCUGAGAGAGACAGGGAGAACAUACUUGACCAUGAGAGAGAUGAAACUGAGUUCAAAAUGAUUCUUACUCCAGAGAUAGUGAGAGCUGAAUUUCCACAAAUUGGGCAGGCACUCUUGGAAGAAGGCAAAGAGAAAUCAGCAAAAGAAGAAAGUGAUACAGCGUUGAAUGGUGCUUUUCCUGGAGACCCGCACAACCAUCCAGAUGGACAUUUUCAACCCCAAACCAACGAGCUCAGAGAGAAGGUUCAAAAACAUGUGGAGAAAAUGAAACUGAAAGCACUUAAUAAAACCCUUAUUCUGGGAUAAGAGUAGUUUUACGAAGUCCAUGGUUUGGCACUGCUUAUCCUGUUAAUGCGUGAGGCCUCCUAUGUCCCAGCUACAUGUACUUAUGUUCAGUGAGGUCAGCAACUUCUUAUGCAAAGAGAAGAGAACCACCAGUAAUGCCACCUCUGUCAAGGACUCUCACUGUGACCGUUAUCCCAAACACAAUAAUUGUUCCAAUGAGAAUCCUCAGCCAUGUACCUGCUCAUUUUGUCCUGGUGUAAAGGACCAGAAAACCACAGUACUACUGUGUAAAUAGUUUGGUCAUUAAUUUACAGCCCACUGUUUUCAAAUAAAAU